GAUCACCAGUAACCGUCACAAUGACAUCGGCGGUGGAAGUCCCACUGUGCGAGCCGCAUAUUUUCAACGAUAUCCAAACCAAUGCAAGAUUAUUUGGAGGAAUGCCAAUUGCUAUUUUUGGCAUCAUCACUAAUACUAUCAACAUUGCCGUCUUUGUCGAUCCAGAAAUGCGAUGCUCACUUGUCAAUCACUUUUUGCUGGUGCUUUCCAUAUCCGAUCUGCUUCUUUUAUUAUGCAACUUCUUCAUGCUGAUAUUUCCCGUCAUUGCGUCGAUGAGUAAUUCAGUCUCUCUACACGACUCAUUUCCUCUAAUUUUAUGGUAUGCUUACCCUAUUGGUCUAAGCACUCAAACGUGCGGUGUUUAUCUGACUGUUCUGGUAUCGGUGCAUAGAUACCUUGGUGUUUGCCAGCCGUUUCGCGCAAAGCGAUGGGUUAGCGGUACCCCUGUAAAGUGUGCCAUACUCGGAUCGGUAAUAUUCAGUAUUCUAAUCAAUAUCCACACCUGGUUGGAGCUGGACAUUGCACAGUGCCUUUCCGCAGAAUUCAACGUCAGAGUUCGGAGCAUCACAUUGACAGAGCUAAAAUCUAACAAAACCUAUAAUAUCGUCACGAGGUGUAUACUAUACACACUUGUAAUGUUCGUCAUCCCUUUCGUGACGCUAAUCAUGGUGAAUUGGCGGAUCAUUGUUGCUCUUAAGCAAAGCACGGCGAUGCGGGAACGUCUGUCCACACAAAAAUCAACGCAAGCACCCCCUAUUGUCAAUAAUUUUCGACUACUGAAGAAUGCGAAAUACUCCGAACUUUUCGGCAAGUUCGGAAAGCUUGGUUUCAAUCCACUUCGCACUCCAGCGAUUGCCAAAGGAGGAUCUGUUAGGGAUCGAAGCGUUACGCUCAUGUUGUUGGCCAUUGUCGCAAUAUUCUUGUGCUGUAAUUGUCUCGCUUUCUGCAAUAACAUCUACGAAAUCGUACGAGAUGCUCGAGCACACAUCGAGAGCGAAAACAACUCGACUCAGAUUGUGUCUCCAAAGGAUGAAGUGGAUCACAGCCAGGACAUCUUCGAUUUCUCAGUGGAAUUGAGCAAUAUCCUCAUUUCGCUCAACUCUUCGUCUUCCAUAUUCGUUUACUUGGUUUUCAGCUCAAAAUAUCGUUCUAUCGUGAAGCAUUGCCUUGGAUUAGAAAAACGAAAGAAGAUUAAUGGAGUGGCAUUAACAGCAGCUAUGGCUGCAAGAAGGGCUUUGGAACUCUCGUUCCUUCCAGAUGAGGUUGAAGCCCGUCGUAAGAGGCGAGAAGCAGCAGAGGAACGCCAACGUCAGAGACGAGCAAAACUCGUACGCGGCAUUACUAUAGAACCGGGUGCUGCGGGUGCAGUGCCUCCUCCGGAGGAAGUGGAGGAAGAGUCUCAUGAUCCCACUCGAGUAAGCUCAAAACGAAAGCUGUUGCGCUUCGCCUCUGAGUAG
This is a messenger RNA of Cylicocyclus nassatus, 1457 nucleotides long. The record is from the annotation of a GenBank genome assembly. Lineage: Eukaryota; Metazoa; Nematoda; Chromadorea; Rhabditida; Strongylidae.